Molecule: messenger RNA, 1397 nt
Organism: Sinocyclocheilus anshuiensis
Lineage: Eukaryota; Metazoa; Chordata; Actinopteri; Cypriniformes; Cyprinidae
Product: reticulon-4-interacting protein 1 homolog, mitochondrial
Exons: 9
Coding region: 156-1319 (387 amino acids)
Cellular component (GO): mitochondrion
Molecular function (GO): oxidoreductase activity
Source: RefSeq, a predicted model, not a curated record
GUUCACCGGUUUGUUUUGACUUUGCAGGACACGAGAUGCGUUUUCGCUGGAUUUGAGAGUGUUAUAAAGCAGUUAUAGGUUUUAUUUAUAACUAAUGACGGGUUUAUGACACCGUGUCAGGAGGAGAGCUUUGGAUUGUUUUAGACUGCUCAAUCAUGCUCAUGUGUAGACGGUGGUUGGUGUGUUCGCGGAAGGGUCAGUAUAGGAGCUUGAGUUUCUCAGCCUCCCGCAGGAGUGUUAUGCCCGCAUGGGUCAUCGACAAAUACGGGAAAAACGAGGUGUUGAGAUUCACUAAAAACGCAGCGCUUCCGAUCAUCCACUAUCCCAAUGAAGUGAUCGUGAAGGUGCACGCUGCGAGUGUGAACCCCAUCGACAUCAGUAUGAGGGGUGGUUAUGGAGCAGCUACUAUGGCCAUGAAACGUGACCCACUGAACAUGAACCAGUCAGGCAGUGAGUUUCCUCUAAUCCUGGGGCGUGAUGUAUCCGGAGAGAUCAUGGAAUGUGGGCUAGAUGUGAACUACUUUAAACCAGGAGAUCAGGUGUGGGCCGCUAUCCCUCCAUGGAAGCAGGGCAGCCUGGCAGAGUUUGUAGUUCUCAGUGCCAAUGAGGUGUCACAUAAGCCCAAAUCACUGAGGCAUGUUGAAGCAGCAUCCAUCCCGUAUGUGGCAGCAACAGCCUGGUCUGUCAUCGUCAAUACUGGUGGUCUGAAUAAAGACAACGGUUCUAAGAAACGCGUUCUUAUACUGGGAGGAUCAGGAGGAGUGGGAACCUUAGCUAUACAGAUUGUAAAGGCCUGGGGUGCCCAUGUGACUGUAACAUGUUCCCAGAAUGCCGAGCGUCUGGUGAGAGAUCUGGGUGCUGAUGGUGUCGUGGACUACACUGCUGGACCAGUCGAAAAACAACUACAGACAUUACAAAAGUUUGAUUUGAUUUUAGACAAUAUUGGGGGUGAAACUGAGAAAUGGGCACUAGAUCUUCUGAAACCCUGGAAUGGAGCUAAAUACGUUACUCUAGUAACACCGUUCCUGCAUAACACAGACCGACUGGGCCUCGCAGACGGUAUGAUGCAGUCUGGAGUCACCAUAGGAUGCAAAGUGCUAAAGCACCUCAGGAAAGGAGUGCACUACCGCUGGGGUUUCUUUGCUCCAAGCGGCCCCACGCUGGAUGAGAUUAGCGAAAUGGUUGAUGCCGGAAAGGUCCGUCCUGUGGUGGAGGAAGUGUUCUCAUUUGCUCAAGUGCCCCAAGUCUUUCAGAAAGUAGAGCAGGGUCAUGCUCGUGGCAAAACUGUGGUUUCCGUCAUUGAGGACCAAAAAGAGUAACUACCUACAGUAUGACAACCAAAAACAUAUGCCAGGACUUUUUUGAAAUUGUCUGAUGAAUUAAAAAUAUUAACCUAA